AUGUAUAUAACCAUUGAGCUCCAGGAGCUUCACCAGUCUGUCUGCAAACACUCUUCCUUACAAGUACUUUUGAAGCAACAGAAGACGACCGAGAAGCGCGCUGCUGUGUCCAGCAUGAAGCCCGUCCCUUUGGUCCUGCUCAUAACUUCAGUCUUACUGACCACCCACAUCCCGCUGAGCACCUGUCGACCCCGCGACCUGAGCCUCAUGAACAGCCAGCUAGACGACGUGCUGUUAAACAGGGCAGGAGACGACGCCAUGUCCUACCUCGUGGGCGAAAAACUCCUUCAGUAUUUGCAAAGAAACCUCGGAGCGCAGAAGGCAGGCGGUGUCCUGCAUCUCCCGCACUUCCCCACGGCGCAGCUGCGCUCUCCUCACGAGGACAACAGCUUAGAGGAGCUCACGGAGUUUUCCAAACGGAACGACGACCCUCCGAUCUCCAUCGACCUCACCUUCCACCUGCUGAGAAACAUGAUCGAAAUGGCGCGAAACGAGAAUCAAAGGGAACAGGCGGGACUGAACCGCAAAUAUCUAGAUGAGGCUGGGAAGUAGCUGUAGCUCCAUGAUGAUGCUUUCAAUCUGCGAGUAAAGAACAAGCUCAAUGCACUCUUUCACACCCCCAAACUCUCGCUAAAGCAUAUGACAUUCACCGAUGCCUCCUGCUGACCCACACUCUUAGAAAUAAAGGUUCUUCAGUGGUUCCUUGCCACUGCAAAGAACCUCCUUCUCGUUCUUGAGUUGGCUGAGGUUCUUUGGAGAUUUAAAAAAAAGGUUCUUUAGAUCAGGCUGUUGGUUUCUGCAUUCCAACUUGAAGAACAACAGAAAAAAAAGUUCUUCUAAAAGGUUCACGUGUGGCAUCAGUGUUAUGUGGAACCUUUAUUUUUAAGAGUGGCAUCUAUCUGUUCACCAGAAGAGUUUCUGGUGUCCUGUUGCUGUCUCCAUCACCUCUGGACCAGUUCAGAACCAGGAACCGCAUGCAAGAGUCACACAACAGACCUACCAGGACCUCAGAACGCUGAUCAGUCAGGGUGGUUCACAUGUAACCAAAUCGAGAAACCAAUCAAUCUACAAUUGACUUGUGCAGUGUUUACAGUUAUUGGCCUCCUAUUUAGAGUUACACUCUUUAAAAACAAAGGUUCUUAAUUGGCAUCUGUGGUUCCAUGAAGAA
Messenger RNA from Sinocyclocheilus rhinocerous, 1168 nucleotides. It is a transcript of the gene ucn1, whose product is annotated as urotensin 1. The record is from RefSeq and is a predicted model, not a curated record. NCBI's taxonomy places the organism in Eukaryota, Metazoa, Chordata, Actinopteri, Cypriniformes, Cyprinidae. Gene Ontology annotation, molecular function: hormone activity. Gene Ontology annotation, cellular component: extracellular region.